GUGUGUGUAUGCGCGCGUGACAGAAGAAAAAACCAAUAAAAAACCUCCCCUUUUCUCUUCUCUCUCUCUAAAACCUGCCAUCAAACUCCUUUGUAAAGACCAUUCCACGAGGCACACUUCUCUCUCACUCUCUUUUUGUACCUUGUAGAUUACAUAUACGUAUAUCCGUACAUACACAUAUAUGAGUAUAUAAAUUGUAUAGGUAAUUUUAUAGCAGUUAAUUUAUUAAGAGGACACACAAUGGAGAUGUAUAGUGGGACCCACCCAAUUGACGACGGUGCUCCGGAAACUGAAUGGAGUGACACCGAAACUGGACUCGAAGAGGCUAUGUGGCAGUUGUCGGUGUAUCCAGAAAGGCCAAACGAGGCUGAUUGUAUUUAUUACUUGAGGACUGGUAUUUGUGGAUAUGGCGCUCGUUGUCGGUUUAAUCAUCCUCGUAACCGCAGUAAUUUGGCUAUGGGAGCGACAAGAGCUACUGGAGGAGAAUACCCUGAGAGAGUCGGUCAAUCUGUUUGCCAGUACUAUAUGAGGACGGGGAUGUGUAAAUUUGGUGCUUCCUGCAAAUAUCACCAUCCAAGACAGGGAGGGGGAUCUCUAACCCUGGUGACACAUAACAUUUAUGGUUACCCGCUGCGACCGGGUGAAAAGGAAUGUUCGCACUAUAUGAAAACUGGGCAGUGUAAAUUUGGCUUCACCUGCAAAUUUCACCAUCCACACCCAGCUGGUGCGCAAGUGCCAGCAUCAGCAGCUGGACCUUUUCCUUUGCCCGCGGCUGUUUCCCCACCAGCCACUUAUCCAGCACUGCAAUCUUCUCCUGUUCAUUCAGCUCAACAAUAUGGAAUGGUUGCUGGCAACUGGCCAGGUGUAAGGCCUACUCUGCUUCCGGGUUCCUAUUUUCCCGGAACAUAUGGCUCUAUGCUUUUUCCCCCUGGGAUGGUUCCCGUGCCGGGUUGGACUCCUUAUCCAGCUUCUGCUAGUCCAGUACCCUCCCAAACUACUCAGCCUGCUGCUGGAGCAGGUCCAGUUUAUGGGCUUACUCAACUAUCUGCUUCAGCACCUGCCUACAUGGGACCGUAUACGCCUCUUACUGCUUCUCUUGGUGCUUCAGGGAGCAUGCACAAGGAAAAUGCAUUUCCACAAAGACCCGGGCAGCCUGAAUGUCAGUAUUACAUGAAGUAUGGGGAUUGCAAAUUUGGAUCUUCAUGUAGAUACCAUCAUCCACCUGAGUGGAGUGGACCACAAGCAGCUUUUAACCUCAGUGCUAUGGGUCUUCCUCUUCGUCCUGGUGCACCAAUUUGCUCUCACUACUCACAAAAUGGAGUGUGCAAAUUUGGACCUUCUUGCAAGUUUGACCAUCCAAUGGGAAUAAGCUAUAGUCCCUCAGCAUCUUCUCUCGCUGAUAUGCCUGUUGCGCCUUACCCUGUUGGAUCUUCUGUUGGAACGUUGGCCCCAUCCUCCUCAUCCUCAGACUUGAGGCCUGAACUUGUUUCUCGAGCCAGCAAUGAAGACUUCUCUACCCAAACAAUGAGUGCUGCAAGCGGUUCAGUUGGUUCAAUGUUCUCAAAAGGCGGUGCUGUUUCUCAUUCUGGUGUUCAACAGAGUUAUACCUCUUCUAGUGGUAGCAGGAGUACAGACCAUGAAGGUGAGGCUCACACAUCAAGUUGAGGAAAAAGAUUGGGUCACAUUUUUCUAUUGCUCAAUGAUCAUUAAACGAAGAUUCCAUUUUUUGGUGCUAGUCCUUCUUAGGAUGCUUUUAUCUUAGUCAUCUUGGUCCUUCCAUUUACAUCUACCACACUCUAGUUCUGUCUUUCUGUGCUCAUAAAAUCCCCAUAUGUGUCACCUUUUCCAUUUUUGCCCAUUUUGAAUAAGUGUACUCCAACUGUCAAAGGUCGAACAACUAUCAGUUGAGGAUUGUACUAGGUUUCUGAAUAGCAAGUAACAAAAACCCCCUUCCACUUUAGAUGUCAUUUGAAUUAAACAUCUUGGACCUUGUUGUCCUUAUUUAUGUUAUAGUCCUUUAGGGAACCAGAAGGAUUCAUCCUGUGUCAUUCUCCUUCCCAUUGGACUAUAUUUACGCCGAUCCUGUUUGUUCCCUUUUAAAACUGGGGACAAACUCCGACUUGAAUUUGGGAAUGAAUAUCUUGGUCUUGUUUUGAUCUGGGACUUCCUUGUAAAGAAAACUGUUGAUUGACAGAUUCCAAGCAAGGCAAAGUAUUGCUGCCUUUAUGGGAUCUGGUUGAUACUUAUGUUUUGAUAUUGGAAAUUGCUAAACUUCUUGUAAUACUCCUAUUUAUCCCCAAAUGCAGCAAAAUUUCCAAGUGAAAAACCUUGACUUUGUAAGAAUUCAUUUUCUGGUUAUAUGGAAUUCAGUCUCAUCACUGACAUUUUGAUGCUCUUAA
Messenger RNA from Lycium ferocissimum, 2399 nucleotides. RefSeq names its product zinc finger CCCH domain-containing protein 58-like. Lineage: Eukaryota; Viridiplantae; Streptophyta; Magnoliopsida; Solanales; Solanaceae. The record is from RefSeq and is a predicted model, not a curated record. The transcript is spliced from 7 exons. Gene Ontology annotation, molecular function: metal ion binding; mRNA binding. Bases 241 to 1665 code for a protein of 474 amino acids.